Pyrus x bretschneideri (Chinese white pear) is the source of this 1377-nucleotide messenger RNA. RefSeq names its product formin-like protein 6. The transcript is spliced from 5 exons. The coding region runs from base 53 to 1306 and encodes 417 amino acids. Lineage: Eukaryota; Viridiplantae; Streptophyta; Magnoliopsida; Rosales; Rosaceae. The record is from RefSeq and is a predicted model, not a curated record.
CUCCUCCCUGUUUGGACAAACUCCGAACCAGUUCGAUCGAGAGGGAGAGGACAUGGCUGACGACCUGUUUGAAGGCCUCCCUCCGCCGUCGGCAGACCCUCCUUCUCCUCCUUCUCCUGAAAUUCAACUCCGGCAACCGCAACCGGAACCACGAAAACCACCAAAACCUCGAAAAACAGCUUCUUUUAGCUGCGACUCUUCUUCCCCUGCUCCUGCUCCUCCUCCACCUGCUGCCCCUAAACCAAUUCUCAAAUCCGCCCUCAAGCGGCCGAAUCCCGCCGAGUCGACCCCAGAAGAAACUGUGCCGGAAAAGAAAAAGUUGAGGUUCAAAACCACGACGGAUGCCUCAGAGCAACAGGUGAUAGAGGCGAUGCAGAAGAUAGCCUCACAUAUAAAGACUCCUGCGAAAUUUAGUAAGGCUUCAAAGCUUGCCAUCCAGCUUAUUCAGGCGGGAAGUGUGAAAGCUGAGACUAGUGAUUACUUUUUUGCUAUACUAGAAGCCGCAAUGGAAUCGCCUACUUCUUGUACGGAUCCUUCCAUGCGAGCUGAUUACCAUGCAUUGUUUUCAGCAGCACAAGAUGCCUCUGAGUGUCUCGAUAAGAAGCAAAAGAAUCAAUUAACGACAUGGACAAUUAGGGCAGUGAUGGCAAAUGAAUUAUUCACCGAUGACAGCUUCCUGUUUUCAAAAGCAGCUGGACGAUUAAAGGAAGCCAUUUCUAAUCUGCCUGUUGCAACCGAGGAUGAUGACAGAGAGGAAGCAGCUGUGCUGGAAGAUGGAACAAAGAUAGCAGAUGAAGAUGACCAGACGAAGCGGGACGUGACUUCAGCUGCACCAGCGGAAAAUAAUGAUGAGUUGUCUGAUCCUUUUGGGCUUGAUGCAUUUUUAACUCCUGCCUCUACAAAGAAAGAUGAUAGAACAAAGGAAAAAAAAGAUAACAAGAUCAGGAAGGAGGAGGAAGAGACCAAGCGAUUCCUCAGGUCAAAAAGGGAAGCCUUGGUUCUUUGUUUAGAGAUAGCUGCUAGGCGUUAUAAAACCCCAUGGUGCCAAACAGUCAUAGACAUAUUAGCAAAGCACGCCUUUGAUAACAUAGCUAGGUUCACAUUGAAACAAAGGACUGCCAUUGAGAAACUUUGGGUUUCCAUACGGGAACAGCAUAAUCGUCGAAAACAAGGGAAAUCUGUUACUGGGAAACUUGAUGUCAAUGCUUUCGAGUGGCUGCAGCAAAAAUAUUCUACUGAGAAGAUCAGCAUUCGGCACUCUGUUAGUGGUAGCGGAGGUCGUAAAACUGAAACGUGGCUUGGAUGACAAUAUGUUUUCGAUGUGAAAAUUUGUAAUUGUUGAUCUGAAUGAAUUAAUCACAUUUCGAAUUUACGUUA